Molecule: messenger RNA, 662 nt
Organism: Lolium perenne
Lineage: Eukaryota; Viridiplantae; Streptophyta; Magnoliopsida; Poales; Poaceae
Source: RefSeq, a predicted model, not a curated record
CAUACCGUCUCAUAUAAGUCUCAUAAUACGGAUACAUAGUGAGGAGAGGACGAAGGACCGACCAUGGCGACAUACAGGGGUUUCCUGCUCGCCUUUGCUCUCGUGCUUGCUGCUGCUGUCCUCGUCGCCUCGGUUGAAGAAAAAACUCAGGCCAAGAAGGAGGAGCCCACGACGGACCUGCAGGACUACUACCGUGGCGGCGGAGGCUACCCUGGUCGUGGAGGAGGAGGAGGGUACUACCCGUACCCUGGCCGCGGAGGAGGCGGCUACCCAGGCCGUGGUGGCGGCGGCGGCAGGUACUGCCGGUGGGGCUGCUGCGGCCGCGGGUACUACGGCGGCUGCAGGUGCUGCGGCCGCUUUGACGAGAUGCCGGAGCCCAUGUACCGUCCUGAAGCGGAGGUGCACAACUGAACUGAACGCACGGCAUGCACGUACCUGGCCAGCAGUUUGCUCAAAAUAAAAGUAAGGUGAAUGUAUAGUACGUAAUGUGAUCUUGUAGAACGCAGCCGUGUGUUCUUGCAAGGUUAUGCAUAUGCUGUGUGACAUGUGUGCUAGUUCAGAAGACUGGUCAGUAGACGGAUGCAUGUAUUGUAUUGUACUUGUGCUACGCUGUGCUUUGAUCAUGCGUGGAAUAAAAAAGACAUGCGAAUAGCUGCUUGCUC